GUAGCCACCAUGAUGGUCGGCGUCGAUAGUAGUCUCGUUUUGUCAACUUUAACGCUUAUGCCGGUCGCCUAGUGCGCUCUAUGCGAGAGAAGGUCCUAACACCAAAUAUUGUCGAUAGAAUCGCUGUUUACAGUUAGCUGUAUAGCUAUAUCUGUAGAGAAUCGGUUUCCGCGAGAAGGAUUCAUUAUUUUGGGCUCUAACCAGGGAGGUCUGUGUUAGCGAAGAUUCAGUGUAGGAGAAACAUUUUGCAUUGCGCUUCGGUAUGACUCCUUCGGCAUCGUCUAAGAAGGGCAAAACUAAACUCGAGGAGUUUUUUGAGGUCGCAGAACGGAGGAAAUCGCUGACCUCAAUGGACCUUUGGCUAAAGAUGACAUCAUCGCAGAGCCAAUUGUCAACGUUAAACCAGAGGCGAACUCAUAACGGCUCUUCAAAACCAAAGUCUUCGAGUUUUGCUCUUAAAGGUAAUGGUCGCAUGCCAAGAGAGUACGAGUCGGAGACAAGCUUGAAAAAUGGCCUGGCCGUGAGAAAGGAAUCACACCCGCCUACUUGUCCGAAGGUACAUACAUCGACAUCUAUGGGAGGCAUUGAAGGCAUUAACAAUCGCCCACCCAUGUUAUUAGGAGCGGGCCAUUCCUUUACGCGCACAGUGGAAGGUGCGAGUGCCGGUAUUUCCGGCGUUGCUAGCGACGACGACGAUUCAAUUGAAAUUUUGAAAGUUGUUCCGUCAGUGAUUGACAGUAUCGGUGCUGCCUUUCCUAGUGAAGCUCCCGUAACAGAGGAAGAUGAAGAACGUUGGCUGCAGCAUGCAAUUAGGAAAUCAUAUGAAGAGACGCGAAAAGUUUUGCCUUCUAAGCAUUUUCCGCCACUGACGCCCCGCACGUCUCCUAGGAUACUAGCUCGCAAACGAGCACGGGCUUCGGAAAAGUAUUUGGAACCUGAUACGGAAGGAAAAGCAACAAGUAGCAAGUUUUUGAAGUUUUCUCCCGCUAAGUCCGUAUUUCAAUCAACAUCUCCGGCUGCAUCUAAUGAUGAUGACAGCAGCAAAGAUAAGGCAACAACUAGCAAGGUUCCGCCUGGUGAUCACCUCUAUACAUUUAAUGAGUUUGAUCGGAUGUUUGACGAUGUCUUCUUGGAUUUUGGUAUGGAAGUGACGGAUGUGGAAGAAGGCUGCCUAGUCAGGACGGGUAACUCGAAAGUGUCCCCCAGCGAUACCAAAGGACAAUCCAAAGCGCAAUACGGUAGACUCUUACCGACUGCCACCCAGUACCUGCUCGCGGAUGCACUGUGUGUAACAAAAAAGGACACAUUCGUUGAUAUUGGACAUGGUAUUGGUAAUGCAGUCAUCCAAGCAGCCUAUACAAUGGGCUGCGAAUCGCGCGGUAUAGAAGUUAUGGCCGGUCGCAAUUUGGUGGCCGAGCUCAUUAUGGAAAAUUUAGAAGGACAACGAAAAGUACAUCAUGAGCGAGAUAAUAGGAGCGUGAUUGUUGGAAAAAUUCUGCUGCGGCAUGGUCGUUUAGAGGUCCCUGAACACCGCACAUUUUUGACCAAUCCAGAAGGUGUAACCAAGGCUUUUCUUGACAAUUUCAAUGGCGUGUUUGCGGAUCGAUCGGCCAAGCUACGACAACGGUACACACUAGACCAAUACAAUGCCGGACUGUUUGCAUUGAUGAAACCCGGAUCAAUGCUAGUUGCUUUGCACAAGUUAGACCUAGGUCCAACAUAUUUGGAGGCCAACACCUAUCGGAAGCGACACAAUUUAGCCAAUCAGGACAAUAUCUUGGCUUCAUUUUACGCUCUGGAAGAAUUCAGCUUUGGACCUGCAUGUAACGCUGUGACUUGGUCACAAGGUGGUGGUUGUACAGAUGCUAUAAUUGGGUACAAGUAUACCAGGCUAAAUCAGAAGACGCCAGAAGGCAAGGCCGUGUUUCUGUGCUGCAAUCGUGAUUGUGACAUAGCUCGUGCGGGAACACCAAUUGAUGCCACGCGCCUAGUGGAGUCGGAUGAGGGGGAUGGUACACGGGUUGUAAUUAAUACAUGCAUUUGCAAAUACACACCAAUUGCACCUCGAUCGGGACGUAACAGGAGGCCAAGAAAGUUCAGGGAAUCAUUGUCGGAAGAAUCAGAUAGUUGA
Messenger RNA from Phaeodactylum tricornutum CCAP 1055/1, 2131 nucleotides. RefSeq lists its product with no specific name. NCBI's taxonomy places the organism in Eukaryota, Bacillariophyta, Bacillariophyceae, Surirellales, Neidiaceae. Gene Ontology annotation, molecular function: histone H3K79 methyltransferase activity. The record is from RefSeq and is a predicted model, not a curated record. The transcript has a single exon. The coding region runs from base 263 to 2131 and encodes 622 amino acids.